Molecule: messenger RNA, 1108 nt
Organism: Neurospora tetraspora
Lineage: Eukaryota; Fungi; Ascomycota; Sordariomycetes; Sordariales; Sordariaceae
Product: putative proteasome component C2
Exons: 3
Coding region: 204-1001 (265 amino acids)
Biological process (GO): ubiquitin-dependent protein catabolic process; proteasomal protein catabolic process
Cellular component (GO): proteasome core complex; proteasome core complex, alpha-subunit complex; nucleus
Source: RefSeq, a predicted model, not a curated record
GCCUGCGCAACUGGGGAAGAAGCAACCACUGUCCACUGACCUCCAUCCAUCCCACCCAAACAUCGUCACUAUCAGUACAAACAACAAUCUUUCGCGUCCUCCAAACACCAGAAGAAACCGACGAUACUUGCCGGCACAAACCCCGAUACUCCCCGCCGCAAUCAACUCUUGUUUCCUAGCCUCCCCAAUAGAGGUAUCCAACCAUGUUCAGGAACAACUACGACAACGACUCGGUCACAUUCUCCCCGCAAGGGCGAAUUUUCCAGGUCGAAUAUGCGGCGGAAGCAGUAAAGCAGGGUUCGGUGGUGGUGGGAAUUGCUAGCAAGACACACGCCGUCCUGGUAGCGAUCAAGCGUAACGCCGAAGAACUCUCCUCGUACCAAAAGAAGCUCUUUCCCAUCGAUGAACAUGUCGGCAUCGCCAUCGCCGGUCUCACCUCGGACGCGCGCGUCCUCUCCAACUUCAUGAAGCAGCAGUCCCUCGGCCACCGCCUCACGUACGGCCGCAGCAUGCCCGUCCGGACCCUCGUCGACAUGAUCGGAUCCAAGGCGCAGAUCAACACGCAACACUACGGCAAGCGGCCCUACGGUGUCGGUCUCCUGGUCGCCGGCGUUGACGACCACGGCCCGCACCUGUUCGAGUUCCAGCCCAGCGGCAUGACCGAGGAGAUGGUGGCCUUUGCUAUUGGCGCCCGCAGCCAGAUGGCGCGCACAUACCUGGAGAAGAACCUGGAGGCUUUUGCCGACUGCGGCCGCGAGGAGCUGAUCCGUCAUGGUCUCAAGGCGCUCAAGGAGAGCUUGGUGCAGGACCGCGAGUUGACGAUCGACAAUACCAGCGUCGCCAUUGUGGGAGUCGAGAAGCAGGAGGACGGCAAGACCAAGCCGCAGCCAUUCAAGGUGUACGAUGGACAAGACGUCAGCGCGUGGAUAGAGAGUGUGGCGGAUAACCAAGAGGCUGCCCCGGCAGCUGCCGAGGGCGAGGGUAUGGAUGUCGAUAGUUAAAGGAUGAACUUGCGGUUGACUUUGAAGCAGAGGGGCAGAUUAGCACAGGGAGCGCAUACACCCGGAAUGAAGUAAUGAGAUCAAACAGAUCACUUUGAUGUUAAUGC